This is a messenger RNA of Salpingoeca rosetta, 1383 nucleotides long. RefSeq lists its product as uncharacterized. The transcript has 6 exons. Gene Ontology annotation, biological process: spliceosomal snRNP assembly. Bases 84 to 1127 code for a protein of 347 amino acids. Gene Ontology annotation, cellular component: SMN complex; nucleus. NCBI's taxonomy places the organism in Eukaryota, Choanoflagellata, Craspedida, Salpingoecidae. The record is from RefSeq and is a predicted model, not a curated record.
UGCACAUUGAUUUUGCUGACUCAGCGGAAAGUUAGCGCCGGCGGCAGAGCGCACGACCUCAAACCCACAACACACAAACAGACAUGGGCGACGAUGGACCGCGGCCUGCGCUGUACCUGUCACGGGCCAAGAUGGCCAAGUUGGAGCAGACCAUCGACUUCUCCGUACCGCCACAAACCGCAGAGGAGUACAUCCUCCACGUGAGACGAGCAACGGCUGCUAUGCCAAAGGUGGUGGUGGCAGCGUCCAUUUCAUCCAUGACACGGACAGCCGGAGCUGUGUCGAUGGAGAACCCGCACGGGAUGGCACACGUCGUAGAUCAAGCAGCGACCGAAUCGCCUGCAGGCAUCGAGGUGUCCAAACCACAACAGCAAGGACCACCAACACAUCAUCAAAGCGAACAAGGCGAACAAGGCGAACGAUUGCCAUUGGCCGAAAACCUACACCAACAACAACACCACCAACACAAACACCAUCAACACCAACACCAACACCAACAACCACCACAGGACACGCCACCGAGCGGGCGCAGCAGAAGAAAGCGGAGACACAACACCGUCAUGCCUCCGCGAACACCAAAGACACCGAAGGUGCACGCUGUGCCUGCGUGGGAAGACCAGCAGCUCUCUGCGUUUGAGGAGCUGCAUCUCCGCUGUGCAGAGCUGCGAGAGCGCAUACAAGACGGGACCCUGCACCUUGAGCCGUCCGACGUACCUCAGUCGAAGGUGCUGACAACAGAGCAAUGUCGGGCACUGUGCUUUGAGCUGACACCCGAAACCUCCCCGCGCGCACCAUCUGCUGGUGUGUUGGCGCGGUUAUCACAUGCACACACGCAGCAGCUGCUCAAGCACUUGGUGGAGGACCUACGCGAACAACCAACGCACCAUCUGCUGCAAUGGAUCUAUGCCACGCUUGCGUUCUUUGAUGCGGAUCUCAUGAACUCCGAAGACCACGCAACCAUUCGCCGCUUGUGCAGGGUGUGCUUCUAUCUCUACUCUGCAGGGCAGGAUGAUUUGGCGGCAACAACAGCGCUGCCAGAGCAAGGGUCCAUCGAGGCUGGCCUCUGCCUUGUUCUCACCAUUGCCAUCGUUCACUUUAAGCAAACGGACUUUGAGCCCCUUCUCUAGCUCGCAAGCAAGCUGCCUUGGCUUGUACAAGACGAAACUUGCGCCGACGACUCUAAGACUCUAGUUCCUUCCCGGCAUGUAACCUACCGAUCACCUUCGAUCCUCGAUUACUUCGUACAACUCCAUGGCGCGCGCGCACACACACACACACACACACACACACACACACACACACACACACACACACACACACACACACACACACACACACACACAACAGAAAGUUAUCGGAUAGCGUGAAUAAACUUCUCAUCGC